Messenger RNA from Theobroma cacao (cacao), 2409 nucleotides. RefSeq names its product Pentatricopeptide repeat (PPR) superfamily protein. Gene Ontology annotation, molecular function: mRNA binding; protein binding. The record is from RefSeq and is a predicted model, not a curated record. Lineage: Eukaryota; Viridiplantae; Streptophyta; Magnoliopsida; Malvales; Malvaceae.
CCUUGUUUCUGCCUCUUCUUUUCUCUGCUGCUAAGCAACAAACGCAGUGUCAGGAUGCCAAGCCGUGGCCCCCACAUGCUUUUAGCAAAGACGUGCUUUUCAGACAGGCAAAGCAAUUUUUCAUUUCCGGACAAAGUGGCGGAUGAGUCAAUUUUUCCAUCUAAAGUUAACCAGUUGGAUUGCUUUGUUCAUCAAAACGAAAUGGUUUAUUCCUUCAAAACUCUGAAUUGUUGCAAUGACGACCAAGUGGGUUAGUUUUGUUGCUUCAUGUUAUUAGGCCUGCUUUAAAAGUGAAUCGUGUUCAUAACUUUUGGUGCAAAGCCCUUUUCCGAAGCUUGAAAGAAAUUGAUAUCCAAAAGGAGAAACAGGCCCAUCCCCAAAGCCUCGUCGUGGCUUGUGUUGUUGUUGUGACUGUUCUUACACUCAAAGAAAGAGCCAGCCAACUGAACCGCAUCGGUUUUCUUGUUCUUUUUGCUCCUAACAAUUUCUACCAACUCUGCAAUAGUAAACUCGGCUUCUCUGUUUUACAAAAUGAGUUGAAGAAUCCUAAUGUUGGUCUAGGAGAUGGUGAGAUGCCGGAACUUGUUCCUGAGAAAGCAUAGAAGAUGGCCUCAUUUCGCUUACAAAACCAAAUGGAACCAAACUUUCACCCAAAAACAAGCCAUGCUAUCCUUCAAACAACUAGUAGCAGUAGCACAAGAUAACCUUCCUCCACCCAUCCUCCUCUCCACUCUCGUUCGUUCUUUUAGCCUCUACAACGUCCACCCAACACCUCAAGCUUAUCACUUUCUCAUCAAAACCUUGAUCCAAAAUCUCCACUUCAACCACAUUCCUUCUGUGCUUCAUCACCUUGAACACGUUGAAAAGUUUCAAACACCCGAGUACAUUUUCGCCGACCUCAUCACAACCUAUGGCAUUGCUAACAGAAUCCAAGAUGCUGUUGAUAUUUUUUACAGGAUACCCAAGUUCAGGUGCGUCCCUUCUGCCUACUCUCUCAAUUCUUUACUCGCACUUCUUUGUAGAAAUCAAUAUAGCCUUAAGUUGGUCCCUCAGGUCCUGUUAAAGAGUCUGCUUAUGAACAUAAGAGUUGAAGAAUCAACUCUCCGUAUAUUAGUUAGCGCUCUUUGUAGAAUGAACAAGGUUAGUUAUGCUAUAGAUAUUCUACAACGUAUGAUAGACGAAGGGCUUGGUGUUAAUGAUAAAGUUUGCUCCUUUAUACUAUCAUCAAUUUGUGCAAAGGCGGAUUUGGAUGGUGAAGACGUUAUGGGGCUUUGGAGGGAAUUGGGAAAGCUUGGUUUUUGUCCUGCUAUGAGUGACUAUAAUUGCUUGAUUAGGUUUUUGGUGAAAAAAGGGAGAGGCUUGGAUGCUUUGGAUUUUCUAAAUCAAAUGAAAUCUGUUGGAAUCAAGCCGGGUAUUGUUUCUUACACUAUGGCUUUAAAUGGGGUUAUUGCAGAAGGGGAUUACAUGUUGGCGGAUGAGCUGUUUGAUGAAUUGCUAAUGUUGGGUUUGGUUCCAGAUGUUUAUACUUACAAUGCCUAUAUAGAUGCUCUAUGCAAGCAAAAUAAAGUUGAAGAGGGAAUCAAGAUGGUAGCUUGUAUGGAGGAGUUACGCUGCAAACCUAAUGUGCUCACUUAUAAUAUGUUAUUGGAGGCAAUUUGUAAGGUUGGUGAGAUAAGUAGAGCGAUGGAGCUUGUUAAGGAGAUGAAAUAUAAGGGCAUCAAAAUGAAUUUGGUUUCAUAUACGGUAAUAAUUGAUGGUUUGGUAAGUAAAGGUGAAAUACUUGAAGCACAUGGUUUGGUGGAGGAAGUGUUGCAUAAGUGCUUUUGCCACCAGAGUUUGGCAUUUGAUGAGGUAAUCUGUGGUCUGUGCCAGAGAGGGUUAGUUUGUGAGGCGCUGGAAUUGCUCAGGAAAAUGGUUGCCAAGAAUGUUUCUCCUGGGGCUAGGGGCUGGGAAGCACUUCUCCUUAGCUCUGAAUCCAAAAUCAAUUUUGCCAAUACCACUUUGAUUGAAUCAGUAAAUUCUCUUUGAAUAGUCUUGUCAAGUAAUGAGGGAGGUCUAACAAUCUUGGGUCUUCCAUAUGGGAUUGAGAAGCUGCAAAAUAAUUUUUUUUUUGCAUUUUUGUAAUUCUGAUUGUUAAGUCUCCCAUAUAGGAUGACUGAAGUUUCUUAUUUCAAGUAACUAGUCAAGAGCCAUUGCAUAAUUGCUACUCCAAUGGCCUAGUAAAUUUUGUGGUUGAAAAAUGCGCCCAAUGAAUGACUAGCUAGAGAAGGGGCCUUUUGCAUUGUACCUUUUUGCUGGAUAUAAUUUCAAAUUCUGUAAUUGUGCGGGCUGUUAGUUGUCUUAUAUAUUUAUGUAGAAACAUGGUAGACAUAACAUACAGUUCUGGACAUAAACCUAUAUUUUGCAUUA